Pelobates fuscus (common spadefoot toad) is the source of this 3297-nucleotide messenger RNA. Its product is annotated as titin homolog. Bases 46 to 3030 code for a protein of 994 amino acids. The transcript has 10 exons. NCBI's taxonomy places the organism in Eukaryota, Metazoa, Chordata, Amphibia, Anura, Pelobatidae. The record is from RefSeq and is a predicted model, not a curated record.
UCAGUUUAUUUUUGAGUCGAACGUCGACCACAGCUGCAGCAAACUAUGGCUUCUAAAGCGGAGCUUUUGGUGGUUGAGGAAGAUGGAUCGGUGAAGAAGGAAGAAAUUACUUUGAAUUUUCCAAACAGGAAUAAGAACAAACAAUACAAACUUCGCAUUGUAACCUCUCGAAACAGCGCUUCUCACCUUCAACCAAAACCUGAUUCCAGCCAAACCCAACUGAAUUUAGAUACCAGCCAGCAUAGUGCCGACAGCAGAGGAUUCCAGUAUGGAAUGUCCAGUAAAGUGUGUGGUGUGAGUGGAGUGGAAGAGGUGCGUCUACUGCUCAGUCCACAGGAAAUCCACAAAUUGAACUCAUGCUUUAACCUAAUUGGCUUUUACCAAACUCUGGUAUCUCACCCUUCGGUUCUUCUUAAUUCAUUUUUUGAUGGAACGAAAUAUAAACCUAAGAAAGGAAAAGUUCAAGAAAUCUGUAGUUUGGCCUCACAGUUCUUCAGCUCCUCAGACAAAGAUGAAAUCCAGAAAUUCUCAGAAAAACUCAAGCAUCACUUGAACAUUACAGUAGCUAACACUUGCUGUGGUCUGAAUAACCCUACACGGACGAUGGUGCUUGGUGUCCUUUUGGUCCUGUUGGCAGCCAAAGAGGCAAUGUUUAUAAACCGUUUGAAGAAUACUGGAGAUAUAUCAGAAAAAAUAAAAAUCUCAGACAUCUCCAAUUAUAAAGAGCAGUUUGAACAGAUGGUAAAAGAAUUUGAUGUACAGGCUGGGCUGUUGACCGUACCGUUCCAGGGGAAAAAUGUUUUUGUUCUUUUCAGGAACCCAUCUCCAGAUGACUGGGCAUCUGGUGGUGUAAGUGAAUCAGAUUCUGGGGUACAGUUCACAUUUGGACUGUGCCAUAGGCUUUAUUCCAUGUCUGGCACAGGCUGGGAGAUACAGUUUCUACAAAGCUUAAAGGAAUCCUACGACAUCUCCUCUGUUUUCCACCUUCCUGGUUUUGCCCAUCACCUGCUGAUGGACCCUGAGUGGAGAAAGAAGUUGGAUUCUUUGCAGAUAAAAGAGAGUCAGAAAGACGUGAUUGCUGAAUUCUCUAAACUUGCUGAGAGAUUCCUCUGUCUGGAGUAUAAGAAAUACCAUUACACAUUCAUAAAAUGUUUCGAAGACAAAAUGGAGAAAUGCUCUGUUGUCACUUCUUUCCCAGAAGGAGGUGAAGGGCUAAUUAUUUAUGGGAUGCUAGUAGCUUUAAAGGCAGCAUUGAUUGCCAAGGGUAUUAAAGAUAGAGCCAUAGGUAUUUUGGAAGAAGAUCCAGGAACAGAUGUUCCUGUUUUGGAAAUAGAUGCUGUUAAAUCUAACACAACCAAUGAUCAAGAAAAAUCAGGGCAAAGGGAUCGUACUAAACAAGAAACCAUAGAUCAAUCUAAAGUUAAACCCACUGAUCCAGCAAAACAGAAUCUCAAUAAUGAACCUAAACAAGUCAGUGGUGAACCUAAACAGGAAGCUGGUGAUGAACGUAAACAGGAAGCUGGUGAUGAAUGUAAACGGGAAGCCGGUAAUGAACCUAAACAGGAAGCCAGUGGUGAACCUAAACAGAAAGUCGGUGGUGAACCUAAACAGGAAGCCGGUGGUGAACCUGAACAGGAAGCCGGUGAUGAACGUAAACAGGAAGCUGGUGAUGAACCUAAACAGGAAGCCGGUGGUGAACCUAAACAGGAAGCCAAUGAUGAACGUAAACAGGAAGCCGGUGAUGAAUGUAAAAAGGAAGCUGGUGAUGAACGUAAACAGGAAGCCGGUGAUAAACAUAAACAGGAAGCCGGUGAUGAACAUAAACAGGAAGCUGGUGAUGAAUGUAAACAGGAAGCUGGUGAUGAACAUAAACGGGAAGCUGAAGCCGGUGAUCUAGCUGAAAAGGAAGUCGGUGAUGAACGUAAACAGGAAGCUGGUGAUGAACCUAAACAGGAAGCCAGUGGUGAACCUAAACAGGAAGCCAGUGGUGAACCUAAACAGGAAGCUGAUGAUGAACGUAAACAGGAAGCUAGUGGUGAACCUAAACAGGAAGCCGGUGGUGAACCUAAACAGGAAGCCGGUGAUGAACGUAAACAGGAAGCUGGUGAUGAACCUAAACAGGAAGCCAGUGGUGAACCUAAACAGGAAGCCAAUGAUGAACGUAAACAGGAAGCCGGUGAUGAAUGUAAACAGGAAGCCGGUGAUAAACAUAAACAGGAAGCCGGUGAUGAACAUAAACAGGAAGCUGGUGAUGAAUGUAAACAGGAAGCUGGUGAUGAACAUAAACAGGAAGCCGGUGAUGAAUGUAAACAGGAAGCCGGUGAUCUAGCUGAAAAGGAAGUCAGUGAUGAAUGUAAACAGGAAGCUGGCGAUGAACGUAAACAGGAAGCCGACGAUGAACGUAAGCAAGAAGUCAGUGAUGAACCUAAACAGGAAAUCAGUGAUGAACAUAAACAAGAAGUCAGUGAUGAACCUAAACAGGAAGCCGGGGAUGAACCUAAACAGGAAGCCAGGGAUGAAGAUAAACAGGAAACUGAAGAUGAAGCUAAACAGGAAGCCAGUAUCGGACAUAAACUGGAAGCUGAGGAUGAAACUAAACAGGAAGUUGGGGAUGAACGUAAACAGGAAGCCAAUGAAGCUGGUGAUCUGGCUAUAAAGGAAACUGGUGAUCUAGCUAAAAAGGAAGCCAGCGAUCCAGCUGAAGAAGAAACUAUUGGUUUAGAUGUACAAAGGAUUGGUUAUACUGGUGUACAGACAGAAGAUGCUGCUACUGUUGAAGAAGCUGAUGACAUAGAUGUACAUGGAUCCAUUAACACCAGGGUAGAAGAUAGUCACAAAGCUGCUUUAACUUUCGUCAAGGAAUAUCAGCAUUUACGUGAACGAAGAACUAUUGAGAUUAAAGAAUCAGCAGACUCAGGGGGUAAAACCGAUAGAGGUGAGGUCACCCCAGUACCAACUGGUAUGGAUGCUAGAGUUCUCCUAGUGGGAAUUAUUGUAAUAUUUCUAUUGCUCUAUAUUUUUUAUAGAUAAAUGUUUUUAUACAUUCAUAAUUUGUAAAGUGCCAGUUCUGCUGAUCUUGUGCAUAUUGAUCCCAGUGGCCAUGGUUAUAAUGUUAGCACUAAGCAGGUGAUGCUAUCAACUUCUCAUUGUUCAUGAAAGUGGAGUACUUUCCCACUGAGUAAUCCCUCCACGUCUUUAUUAUCUGAAUCCUUGUUGUCUCCAUUAGUUAUUCUUUCUGAAAAUACUUAAAAUUCUCUGCAUAAAAUAAAAUAUUAAUUCCCAAGUGUUUGUGUGGAU